AAAGAAAAAAGGAGAAGAAAGUCACACGCAUGUGCAAUACAUAUUCAAAUAUUCCAAAUCAAGUCGUGUGCAUUCGAAAAUAUCGUUCUUUCGUUUCGGAUACGUUUUGCGGACAAACAACUGUAAGCGGCACAUUUUGCGCGUAUAAGUUCAAUUCAUUGCAUUAAAAAAAUGGGCAAAGAAAAGAUACAUAUUAAUAUUGUGGUGAUUGGCCAUGUCGAUUCGGGUAAAUCUACCACCACUGGUCAUUUGAUUUAUAAAUGUGGAGGCAUCGAUAAGCGGACCAUCGAAAAGUUUGAAAAAGAAGCUCAGGAAAUGGGUAAAGGUUCCUUCAAAUACGCUUGGGUAUUGGACAAAUUGAAGGCAGAACGUGAGCGUGGUAUUACCAUUGAUAUUGCUUUGUGGAAAUUCGAAACAGCAAAAUACUAUGUGACCAUCAUUGAUGCUCCAGGCCAUCGUGAUUUUAUUAAGAACAUGAUAACUGGCACAUCUCAAGCCGAUUGCGCUGUCUUAAUUGUUGCUGCUGGUACCGGUGAAUUUGAAGCUGGUAUUUCAAAGAAUGGUCAAACUCGCGAGCACGCUUUACUCGCCUUUACUUUGGGUGUAAAACAAUUGAUUGUUGGCGUUAAUAAAAUGGAUUCAACUGAACCGCCAUACAGCGAAACUCGUUACGAGGAAAUAAAAAAAGAAGUCUCUUCGUACAUUAAGAAAAUCGGUUAUAAUCCGGCUGCCGUGGCCUUUGUUCCAAUUUCUGGAUGGCACGGUGAUAACAUGCUUGAACCAUCUGACAAAAUGCCAUGGUUCAAGGGAUGGACAAUUGAACGUAAGGAAGGAAAAACCGAAGGAAAAUGCUUGAUCGAAGCCCUUGAUGCAAUUUUACCACCAUCUCGUCCCACUGAUAAAGCAUUACGUUUGCCAUUGCAAGAUGUUUAUAAGAUUGGCGGCAUUGGAACCGUACCAGUCGGACGUGUUGAAACUGGAAUACUUAAACCUGGUAUGGUCGUUGUUUUUGCUCCGGCUAAUAUCACCACUGAAGUAAAGUCUGUUGAAAUGCAUCACGAAGCAUUACCAGAAGCAUUGCCAGGCGAUAACGUUGGUUUUAACGUCAAAAACGUUUCCGUGAAGGAAUUGCGUCGUGGAUAUGUGGCAGGCGAUUCAAAGAACUCACCACCAAAGGGAGCACAAGAUUUUACAGCACAAGUCAUAGUUUUGAAUCAUCCAGGUCAAAUUGCCAAUGGAUACACUCCAGUAUUGGAUUGUCACACCGCUCACAUUGCGUGCAAAUUUGCUGAGAUCAAAGAAAAAUGCGACCGUCGUUCGGGCAAAACAACCGAAGAAAAUCCCAAGGCAAUUAAAUCGGGUGAUGCCGCCAUUAUAAAUUUAGUUCCAACUAAGCCAUUGUGUGUGGAAUCGUUCCAAGAAUUUCCACCACUUGGCCGUUUUGCUGUGCGUGACAUGCGCCAAACCGUUGCAGUCGGGGUGAUCAAAUCCGUCAACUUCAAAGAAGCGGCAACUGGAAAAGUAACGAAAGCUGCUGAAAAAGCCCAAAAGAAGAAAUAACUAGGCCAACGUCAAACUAGUGAAUUACAGCAGCAGUAUCAACGUUCAAUUGAUGCAUACAACAGCGAUAAUUCCGAUAAAAAACAACUCCUACAAUUAUUAUCCAAUCGUCAAACAUCAAGUACAUUAUAUAAUAACAAUUACCAGUGUAACAGCACUACCCACACAUGUUUUGAUCAAGCCAAAUGCACAUCCCAGCAUCACGACCACAUCAAACGACUCAUUGUUAAAUUGUUAAGCAGUAUUUUAGAACGUCAUCGUCGAAUUUUCCGCAGGAAAGAACAGUCGAACUUAAAAUGAUGUUUUCAUUUACACUGUCGCUGAACGGAAAGCGAAACAUUUAAUUAUUAUAGAAAUUCAUUUAAUUUGUUGAUUCUUUUAUUCUAUAUAGUCUGUAUAGAUUCUAUUUCAUUUUUUGAACCAAAUUGAAUACAUAUAUUCAAAAUAGAAAAACGCUCAAAAAGACAGAUCAAAACCAUCGAUCCAAAAAGACAGAUCAAUUUUAUAACAAAAAAAACAACCACAAUUUUCCAAAUUACGUUUGAAUCUACUCUGAUCUUAAGAGAAAUACUUACACUAGAUUUUAUACUUUAAGUUAAUUUGUUAUUCUGAUUUUUUUUCUGCUGAGACAAAACUAAACACAACGUCAAGUGAUUCAAAUCAAAUUUUACGGACGACGUUUUUUGAAAUAAAUAAAGCAUUUACUGGCUUGAGGAAACAAAAGAAA
Messenger RNA from Contarinia nasturtii (swede midge), 2287 nucleotides. RefSeq names its product elongation factor 1-alpha-like. The record is from RefSeq and is a predicted model, not a curated record. The transcript has 6 exons. Gene Ontology annotation, biological process: translation; translational elongation. Gene Ontology annotation, molecular function: GTPase activity; GTP binding; translation elongation factor activity. The coding region runs from base 172 to 1560 and encodes 462 amino acids. NCBI's taxonomy places the organism in Eukaryota, Metazoa, Arthropoda, Insecta, Diptera, Cecidomyiidae.